AUGGAUCAUUUGAUUCAAGUAUACAAUAGUUCUACACAAGUAUUGAUUCCAGUUCUUCAAAAGAGAUCAAAGGCAUCUUAUAUUACAGCCGCGAUUGCCUUAAUAAUCGCUCAACGACUGUACUCUUACUUUCGUGUACCGAAACAUCUACGUGGCUUCCCCAAGCUACCUUACUUUGGAAUAGCAAAGUCGUUGCUGACAAGAGAGUCGCCAAGAGAAAGAGUGAAGAAAUAUGUAUUACCCAUUAUUGAUGAAAACGAUGGAUUUUAUAUUAGUAAAAUUCCUUUUGGAUGGAUGCUCUACAUCGCUAAUCCUGUAGCAGCGAAACAACUUCUACUCAAAUCAAGCGGGUUUCCCAAGAAUCACGGACUGCUAGACAAUAUGGGGGAAAAUCUAUUUGUAGAAUUCAUUGGCAAAGAUAAUGUAGCUCUUUCUAAUGGAGAUACUUGGAAGAGACAAAGAAAGGUUAUGAAUCCUGCUUUCCAUCACUCUUUGCCUAUCAAAACCAUGUCUAAAGUUGUGUUCUCAUUGAUAUCAGCCAUCGAGCAAGCAAACGGUACAAUUCCGGUUGCAUCUGCCAUGCAGAAUUUUACUCUUGAUACACUUGGCCUUGCCAUCUUUGGCUUUGACUUUAAAGCAUUACAGGGUGAUCCGGACGAAUGGACCAAGACUUACAGAUUUGUAAGCGACUGUAUCUUUGAUCCUGUUAUCAAUGUCUUCAGCUCGUACUCUUUUAUCAUUGACCGUAUCUAUCCUAGACGACGAAGAGGCGCUAUAGCUACUAAAAAACUUAGUGAAAAAUUCUUGAAGAUUGCACAACAAAAACGCAAGGAAAUCAAGAGUGGUGCUUAUGCAGAUGUACCAGACAACGAAAAGGAUCUUUUGACGCUUAUGUUAGAGGCUGAAGAAAAGGGCGACACAUGGACAUCAGAGGACGAGCUUAGACAUAACAUUGCAAUCUUGUUCGUAGCUGGACAUGAUACCACUGCUCAUGCUCUAUCCUUCUGUUUCUAUCAUCUUGCAAAGAAUAAGGAUGUUCAACAAAAGCUAAGAAAAGAGGUACUUAGUAUUCUGGGUGAUAAGCCGGUUGAUGUAGUGCCUACAGUUGAGCAGCUAAAAAAUAUGCAAUACCUCAAUAUGGUCAUAAAAGAAAAUCUGCGUAUAAAUAGUCCAGCUGAUAUGCUAUUUUCACGAGAUGUUAAAGAAGAUACCAUUUUGGCCAACACGCUUAUUCCCAAGGGCACUGUUGUUACAAUCAAUAUAGAGGCUUUGCACUACAACCCCAGGUUAUGGCAUAAUCCGGACCAAUUUGAUCCUGAAAGGUUUGCUCCUGGCGGUGAACAUGAAAAGCAUGAAGGUAUGACUUGGUUACCUUUUAGUAAUGGAACCCGCCAAUGCCUUGGCAUGAAUUUCUCUCUGUUUGAGCAACGAUUGGUCAUUGCUAUGAUCUUGAAAAAGUAUGAGAUUAGCAUUCCGGAAGACUCCAUUCAUCGUGAUCAUAUUGUUAGUGAUAUACCAUUCAAUGGUGCGCCCAAGUCACUGAAGCUGACUUUUACCAAGCGUCAUUAAAUAAAAAUACAUGUUUAUUAUCAACUAUUUAUACACAUCAACAUCAACUUUCUUUCCUCUUCGUCUUCUUGUUCAUUUUCAAGAUAUGCCUUUAUCACCUCCCAUUCAUCGUCACUCCAGUCGUCUUGAUCUUCACUUUCCUCUGUGGUAUCCUUAUUGUCUUCAUAUUCAGAUAUGGAUUUUAUGAGUGAAAGGACUUCAUUGAUCUCUUUCAACGUCUCUUCUCUUGACUCUAUCAAUUCUUCAUGUUGAACGCUAUUCAACGUCAUUGAAACAAGAAGAGAAAGAAAGGGAAA
Rhizopus microsporus ATCC 52813 is the source of this 1865-nucleotide messenger RNA. RefSeq names its product cytochrome P450. The transcript is spliced from 10 exons. Lineage: Eukaryota; Fungi; Mucoromycota; Mucoromycetes; Mucorales; Rhizopodaceae. Gene Ontology annotation, molecular function: oxidoreductase activity, acting on paired donors, with incorporation or reduction of molecular oxygen; monooxygenase activity; heme binding. The record is from RefSeq and is a predicted model, not a curated record. The coding region runs from base 1 to 1569 and encodes 522 amino acids.